AUGUCGUCCACUCGUAAGCGCACGAUCUUCGUUCUCGAGGACACAGUGGGGGACCAGGUACUGGAUCGUCAUUUAAGUGACUUGGGCACGUCCACUACCUCUGGUCUCUUUACCAAGAGCCUGGAAGAAGCAUUGCUGGCCAAAACUGCCAGCUUUGCUGUACAUUCACUCAAGGACAUGCCUACGACGCUACCGGAUGGUCUUGUAUUGGCUGCCAUUACAAAGCGAGAGAGUCCAGAGGACGCAGCAAUCAUCCAUCCCAAGCACAAAGCCAAGGGUCUCAAGACACUUAAAGAGCUGCCCAAAGGAAGCGUCAUUGGCACGAGUUCAUUGAGACGUGAAGCUCUGGUGAGGAGCCAAUUUCCAAGCUUCAAGAUCAAGACACUGAGAGGGAAUAUCCAGACGAAAUUAGCGAAAUUGGACAAGGCCGAUGACUAUGACGCAAUCAUUGUUGCGGCUUGUGGUUUCCGACGUGGAGAUUUAGGUGAACGGAUUGAUGAGAUUCUUCCAAUGGACACGUUUGGAUACGGUGUUGGACAAGGAAGUAUUGGUGUUGAAUGUCGCGCAGACGAUGAAGAGACGAUCAAGAUGCUCAAGACUAUUACGGAUGAAACAUCGGCACAGCUGUGUAUGGCUGAGCGUAAUCCAAAUCACAUCCGGCUGCAUGACCAAGUCAUUAAAUUCCUUUUCUGUAAAGAACUUGAUAUACUUUGA
Molecule: messenger RNA, 714 nt
Organism: Peronospora farinosa
Lineage: Eukaryota; Oomycota; Peronosporomycetes; Peronosporales; Peronosporaceae
Source: the annotation of a GenBank genome assembly